Molecule: messenger RNA, 804 nt
Organism: Dovyalis caffra
Lineage: Eukaryota; Viridiplantae; Streptophyta; Magnoliopsida; Malpighiales; Salicaceae
Source: the annotation of a GenBank genome assembly
AUGAGUGAUCAUGCUCCUGCUUGCAAAUACUUUGCUUUUAGUGGACAGAUGAUUCAGUUCGGCUCUCGAAGCUCCACUCAGAGCAAAGAGUUUGAUAGUACUGUCUCUAAUAUUGGAGACCCAUUAAGCAAGAAAGCGCGAAUCUAUGAAAAUAACGCUGGUCCAAGUCCUCAAAUCCCUGUGGGAACAAACAAUGCCAUGAUGACGGGUGGUGGUAGCUUCAAGACCCAACUAUGCAUGAAAUUCAGAAAGGGGGGUUGCACUCAUGGAAGCAAAUGUCUUUUUGCCCAUGGUGUUCGUGACUUGAGAAAGGCCCUGCCUAACUUGCAAAAGGUUGCAGUCAAUGAGCAUCUAUGUUGGAUGUUCUACUCUGGGAAAGAAUGCACAUAUGGGAAUAACUGUCGUUUCAUUCAUGCGAGUCCUGAGAAUUUUAAGAAACAUUUGGACCAGUAUAGGGAGAGUUCAGCUAUAAGCAUUGGAGGGUUUAGGAAAAGAAGGCUUUGUAACAAUUGGGAGAUGACCGGAGGCUGCCCAUAUGGCAAGGUGUGUCACUUCGCUCAUGGACAAGAAGAAUUAGAGAAAUCUGAAGGCCACACUGCAUUGGCAUCUGGGAUUGUUCCAACCAAAGCUUUAAAAUCUCUUCUUAUGGGCAAGGAUGGCAUUGGUACUAAUCACAAGCAUGAAGCGCAGGCAAUGCAUUGCAUGUUCAAGUGGAAAGCACUCAAGAAAGUAAGAGGUAUAUAUGCUGACUGGAUAGAAGAUAUGCGCCUUCUGCAUAGCUCAUUGAACGAAUUAGAGAACUGA